Molecule: messenger RNA, 2815 nt
Organism: Amoebophrya sp. A120
Lineage: Eukaryota; Dinophyceae; Syndiniales; Amoebophryaceae
Source: the annotation of a GenBank genome assembly
GGACGAAUUUAGGGUCUCGUGAGCGUACAAAUACGAUGACGUCCAAAAGUCCUCCUCGUUGAAAAGCCUAGACUUCCCCGUCGCGAUCGCGCAUCGUUCUACAUCAUCAAGAGCAAGCGGUUCGUGCGAAGACUCGUACUCGUUGCGUACGUUGCUGUAGGAAGAUAGAGGCCGGGCUGUUAGAGAUACGAAUAAAGCCGAACCAAGUAGAUUGUCAUCCACAUCCCUGUAGAAGUGUGGACAAGUUGUGACGUCAAAGUACUUUUAUAUUAUGGUCCCAAAACAGCAACCUUACAAGCAGGAUUUUUUUCUUUUUUGUUCCCAGGAGCAACAGGAAAACAACAAAAAUAGCGCACUCGUCCGGUGGAGACGCAGCGCAACCUUCGAAACGCAACCGCUCACGUGAAGCUAAAGGUAUCGGAUUUUUUUUUUGGAUUCCGCAGGAACUCUUCUCUUAUGGCAUUCCUUCGGAUUUCAGUAGAAGCCGACGAGGUAACAGUGAAUACGAUUAUAAAUCAAGCGCUUUGCUUUAAUCAUCUCUCAUUUUCAUCUCGUUUUUUAGAAACGGAUGCUGACUUGAUGAAAGAAACCAAAACGCAAAGAACAACUCGAAUAACAGGCACUCACCGUCUUGAGUUGUUUCGACACAAGUAGAGCAACAUCUUUCGUCCCAUCCUUCCACAGCACUUAGCAGAACCGUCAGGCGUCCGGUAUUCUGAUUGUUAUAUAGCGAUUGACUUUUAAUUCAUAAGCGCAAGUAGCAUGCUUUAGUAUGUAUCAGCAUCAUCAACAUUAACAUCAAAGAUGCGUGGCGGGAUCGGUGCCGCUUACUUUGUGCGCUGCAGAAAUUUAUUACUUAAAGUACGGCUGCACUCUGCGAAGUCAUCAUUUUAAUUUCUAAUGCAGGUGAACGACCAAUAUUCAAUUACAAUUUCGAACAGGUUCAUCUUAUUGCUGUCCAGGAUGACCAAGACUGCGCAGAAGCUGUUCAUUUCCUCCGCCGCCCUGGUGGCCGCGGAGAAGAAAAUGGAGGAGGACCGUGCGAAAAAAAUGGUUUGGAGCGGCCACGAAAUCAAGGGGCUGCUGGAGCAGGCCGACACGCCGCCGAUCAGCCCGUCGAACUGGAAACCCGUAUAGAAUUGGAUUUGCUACGAGUGAGUGGAUUGCAAAUAAUAUGUGUUCUGGGUCUGGAAUUUCAAUUUAUUUUGUGAGGCUUUACGAUGGAGCAGGAGCCUGCCACCUUGAAGCGCACUCGAGCAUGAUUGCUGACGUCGUCUCAUGCGUAGCGCGCAUCACAGUCUGCGCUUUUGCAUGACGAUUAAAGUAGCACACUUGCCUGUCAUGCAAUGUAGAUUGCUCAGGAAUCGAAUGCAAGUAGGCACACACUCGAUCAAGUUCCACUUUUUCAGACACAGACAUAUUUUAAUGUAAUCGGUCUGGUGAGAUGGGGCCGUCGACUACGUCUGAUUUUCCUUUUCGAUAGAGGUGAUUUCUGAAAUUCUAAAUAUUGUACCAAACAGCGCCAGCAAUCCAGCAAUCCAGCAAUCCAGCAAUCGAGCAAGCGUUUCUGGAUGUCGACAAGAAGCAGAAGGAGGCAAGUAAAACCUUGACCGGCGAAGCGGUUGACGCGGUGAAGUCCAAGGCGCACAAGAAGAAGAAGGGACACAAGGCGUUGGCAGGUGAAACAGUGGAUGAAGCGACGAAGGCCAAGAUGCGCAUCAAGAUGAACAAGGUUGGGGCUUUGACGGGUGAACAGAGAUGGGUCCCGACGGGGGAGCAGACGAUGAGCCCGCAGAUGCAGCAGGCGGUAGAUAACUCGGGUGCGGGGCAGGCUGCGGCGGCGGGUACGAAGGCUUGCACUGACAAUCCGGAACUGUGUGCAAAUGCUGCUGCUACUGCAGGCGUAGGGGCGGCACUCUUGCCUCUUUAGCAGACAUGCUAUUGGCAGUAUGGACGUUGCUCACUGGCCUAGAAGUGGGCAAAGCGUGUUCACAGAAGGUCGAAUUAUUUUUGUGAUUUUUGUUUUGAAUCUGUUUUGAUGAUGCCCGUUUGAAAAAAAUACUCAUUUGUUGCAAAAUGCUUACAUUGUUUUUUUCUCCUGACUACGUACGAAGUUUAGCUCAGUCUCUUUUCUGGAAUAUGGGUUGUCACCUCUGGAUUGAUACUACUUACUUAUACUUAAUUUGUUUUGCUUUCGGAUGGCGUGAGUUGGAAGAGAAGUAGGCAUGUAGGAUCCGUGCGGGGAAGUUUUGCGCCGACUUUCAGGCGGGUCGCUUCUCCACCGAAUUCUAUUACUUACUUUUAUGCUUGCUCAAGGGCACUGGUCUGCAUUGUUUUUUUUUACGAUCUUCCUGGUGGCACUUCAUCAACCGACCGCUAGUAUCCAUGUAGACGGGUGCCAGAUCUCGCACGAUCAUGAGAGUCUUCGUGUUUGUUGCCACCAGAACAAUAGAAGCACAGCCCUCAAGCGCAGCUUUACCUUUAUCUCAGAAAAAAAUCUGCGAGUCACAGUAAAGUUUCCCAGUCAAAGAACAUCUCUCGCAGUAUCAACUCUACCCCAACAAGUAUAAUCCUCCUUCACACUUUUUUUUUCCCCGGAUAUCUUGCCUUUCCGACCGUAUAGCAUAGCCUGCAUGCUUCGUAGCCUAGCCGGCUCCAUACAUUUUAUCUCGCCCCGUGGCAUAUCCUGCGAGAGAAGUACGGCACCAAGAUUGAAGGACUCUAAAAUAAACAUCCCGAUGGUGCGAUCUCGUCAUAGGUCAGCACAGAGUUUGUGACAGUGGAAAAAUAGGGGUCCGGUCUUGCUACAGAAAAA